Gossypium arboreum is the source of this 905-nucleotide messenger RNA. RefSeq names its product actin-depolymerizing factor 10-like. Gene Ontology annotation, molecular function: actin filament binding. The transcript is spliced from 3 exons. NCBI's taxonomy places the organism in Eukaryota, Viridiplantae, Streptophyta, Magnoliopsida, Malvales, Malvaceae. The record is from RefSeq and is a predicted model, not a curated record. Bases 246 to 665 code for a protein of 139 amino acids. Gene Ontology annotation, cellular component: actin cytoskeleton; cytoplasm. Gene Ontology annotation, biological process: actin filament depolymerization.
ACCACAAAUAAUGGCAAUUAAGGCAAAUGAAUUCUGAUUAAUCCACCCUUUAUUCCCACCCUAAAAUAUCUCUCAUCCCCUCCCUCGCAUUUCUUAUUUUCUGUUUUCCCUAGUUAAAAUAAUUCAGAAUUCACAAGCAGAUAUCCAAUUUCUUUUCUCUUCUCUUUAUUAUUUUCUCAGACAGAUUUUAUUUCCCUUGCUGACCAUUGCCAAAAGGUUUACCAGAGCUUCAUUUCAAGAACAAAAUGGCAAAUUCAUCAUCUGGAAUGUAUGUGAACGAUGAUUGCAAGCUGAAGUUUUUGGAACUAAAAGCAAAGCGAAAUUAUCGUUUCAUCGUGUACAAGAUCGACGAGCAGACACAACAGGUGAUUGUAGACAAGUUGGGAGGUCCCCAAGAAACUUACGAAGAUUUCACCAACUCCUUGCCUGAGCAUGAAUGCCGCUAUGCUGUCUUCGACUAUGAUUUUACCACAGAUGAGAAUUGUCAGAAAAGCAAGAUUUUCUUCUUUGCAUGGUCACCUGAUGGCUCAAGGGUGAGGAGUAAGAUGCUUUAUGCAAGCUCCAAGGACAAAUUCAAGAGACAGUUGGAUGGGAUUCAAGCGGAGUUGCAGGCAACAGAUCCAAGUGAGAUGACCUUGGACAUCAUCAAAGCACGAGCUCUUUAAUUCCUUCCUAUAUAACUCAAAACUCCAUUCAAGGCAUUUCCUUUUUCAAUAAUCUCUAUUAAUUUGUGGGGUAUUUCCCGUUUUUAGUUUCUCUGUAUCUAAGCGACAUCAGAAAACUUAACAUCAUAUCCUAUAACAUCCCAAGUAAACCCUUGUAGUCUAAAGGUCGGAGUUCCUCUGUUUCUCAAUGCUAUUUCAGUAUCUGUAAUAAUUGAUUCUUAUGGUUUAGUUUUUUUCCAA